GAAAGCUCCAGGGGAGUUUGCGCCACCAGGGGGCGCGAGGCUCCUAGCAACGGGAGGGGCGUGUGGGCCUCCAGGGGGCGCGCGUGCCUCAGGAGCAGGGAGCAACGGCUGCCUGCCUUGCACCGCCUCCGCUUUCCUGAGAACCGUUACCUAGCAACGCGAAGGGAGGCGGAACAGAUUGGGCAGUCCGGGGGUCAGUGACAGGGGAAGCGAGUGCGGGCGGGCGCAGGACAAGAUGAGACAAGGCGGUGGACACAGGAAGGACUGCGGGGACAGCAGCGGCGGGAGCAGGGGGAAGGGGACGGACCCCCUGCCGCUCUCCGUCUCCAGGGCCCUGGCCAUCUGCGAGGAAGCAGGACUGGAUAAUUAUACAUCAGGAACAGAAAGUCAAAUCCAACCGCAAUCAGCACUAAAAAUCCUUCAACAACAGCUGAAAUCAUUUCAGGCACUUCGGCAACAGACUCUGCUGAAUGUUAACAUGGUACAAUCUGAAAUCAGUGAGAUACUAAAUAAAAAUAUAAUUGACAUCAAAACUCAACAACAUAGCCCAGACAAUCUUCCAAUGACCAGCACACCUCCUGAGAUGGCUAUGCCUACAGGGAGUCCAGAAACACCAUUGUCUAAGAAGAAAUUUCAUCUUGAUAAGAAACUCUGUACCACUCAAUCUGUGGAAGCAAAUUCUAAUAUUAUCUUUGGAAAUGUGGUCAGUGAUGUAAAUAUUUCACAUGAGAUUUCAUUAAAAGCUGUAGCAACUGGAAAGAUUGAAAACUCAGUAGAACCAAUUAAAAACAAAACUAUGAUUGCUCUAAAAAAUGAUUGUAAAUUGAAGGAUUAUGCCAAAUAUGAAUGUUUUCUACCUUGUACUAAUUUGGAGGCUGAAAGUAUGGUGUCUCCUAAUGAGAAAGUAAUUCUGGAUGAAGCUCUUAUGCCUCUUCUCAAAUAUAGUGAUGAACUUCAUUUAACAGACAACUUUAGCUAUUCUAUCAAGCCAUUGAAACAAGAACUUCAAAAGUCUCAUGAACAGGAACUAGCACAUGCAUUUGGACAUCAAAAUAUUUCCUGUAGUCAAAGUAAUGUUUUUGAUGAUACUUCAGAACAAGACCAAGAAAAAUCUGCUCUUUUUUUAUCUAGAGAGAAAUUACAUAUGGACUUAAAAUCAAGAGAAAUUUCAGACUCUGAGGAAUUGGCAGACAGUUUGCAUGUUGCUCUGGUUUCCCUUAAAAGAAAUAAUCUGAGUCUUGGUCAAGAAUUUAAUAAAGACUCUGAAUGUGACAGCUCACAGAAUUCUUCUCAUAUAACUCCAUGCAGUACACAAACAGAAACCAAGAACAAAAACGAAGAAUUGCAUAGCACUGACAGUGCUGUUGGCACAUUCCAAUUAAAUGUCAUUUCUAAAACCGUAAAAGAUAAAUUACUAAUGUUCAAUCACAUAGAGAAACUACAGAAAGAAAAAGAAAAGCAGCUGCACGUUGUAAACCAAAGAUUACAAAAGCUUGGAAAUCAGAACUUCUAUGAAAUCAGAGCUGAUGAGUGCACUGCAAAAAUGGAAGAGUUACAAAAUUCCCUGAAAGAUUCUAAACACUUGCAAAAGAAAGUGAUGGAACUUGAGAAUGAAAAUGUAACUCUCAAGUCAAAAAUGAAACCUCUUACUGUUAUCAUAAGGUCUCUAAGAGAGAGAAAUUCACAGUAUGAGAAGCAAAUUAAGGAUUUAGUUGAAGAAAAGAAAAGCAUGCAAGUCAGGUUAGUUAAAUCAGAAGGAGACAGCAAAGAAUGUAUUAAAGAAGUGAAAAAGUUGUUAAAGAAAUGCAAAGAACUUCAAGACCAAAAGAAAACUCUUGAGGGAGAGAGGAGUCAACUCUAUACUGAAAACCAAUGUAUGAUGCAAGCAUUAGAUAACUUCAAAAUUAAUAGCCAGAAAGCACAAGAAAAUAUGAUUGCUGUUACCAGUGAAAAAGAUAAGCUCUUUGCAGAACUAGAAUCUUUGCAAAAGGAAUGUUCAGUGAUGCAAGAAGCAAAUCAGAAACUAGAGAUAAAAACAUCCCAGCUUGCAAAAGAAAAGAAAUCACUUGAAAAAGAAUUUGAAAAAAAUCAGAUUGAAAUACAGCAACUGAAAGAAAAAGAAAAUAUAACAAAAUCUGAACAGGAGACUCUUCUUCACAUAAUGCAAUCACUUAAAAACAAAAAGCUUGAUCUUGAAAUGACAUUGCAAGAAUGUGCUAAUGCUAGACAAACGAUACAGAAGGCUCUUGAGGAGGUCCAGUCUGAUAAAGCUUACACAGAGGAGAAACUCUUGACUGAACUUCAAAAUACAAAAGCAGAAAGGGAUAUUUUGAAGACUAACUUGUUGAAUAUGAACACAGUGGUGGCAAAUAUCACAGAGGACAAUCAGGUUCUUAAAAAAGAACUGCAGGAAUGUAAACAAGAUACUUCCAAAUAUGAAAAUAACAUCAGAAGAUUGAAUGAAGACCGUUUACUAAUGGAAAACCAUCUGCGGACAAUAGAAAAUGAAAGGGAUGUAUUGCAGUUUGAAUUUCGCCAUCUCCAUAAGGAUUAUGUUAAUCUAAGGGACCAAGUUACUGUUCUGGUUAAUGAGCAGAGUAAACACAGUUACAUUUCAGGCAAGGAAAAAUAUCACUCCAUGUAUUCUACUGAAAUUUGUGAAGAAAUUUCUGAUUAUAGGUAUACAGCUUUAGAAUGCAAUCCACAAGGUAUGUGCUGUACUUUGAAACAUCUUACUGCACAAGUGUUGUUUUAAUAUUAAUUUACCCAGUUUGAGCACCAACCAACUUUUUAGGUAAAUUAUUUACCAAAACCAUUACCAGGCUGUAUAUUGGUUUGAAUACCCUUCUUAUGAAAAUUCUAGGUGUUUUGUUUUUUUUAAGCCUGGGGCAGUUUAAGUCUUGGUUGCUUAUUUUAAUUUCCGAAAAAAGAGAUUCUACAUAGUACAGGCGCGAUUUUUAUUAUAAUAAAACAAACCUCAAAGAGAGCCUGAUCCAAAGCCUUUUGAAGGCAUAGGAGUUUUUCCAUUUACUUGAAUGAGCUCUGGAUUGAACCUUGAGAGUGAUACAUUGUACUUGUUUUUUUUAAUUGUCCUGAAGUAUCUCUUAAAAGGAAUUACCACUAUUUUUAUUUAAGAGAAAACUGUCUUUCUUUUCCAGGCAAUUCCAGUUAAACUGCAACAGUCUCUUGCGUCAGAGAAAUUGUAAUAAACAUUCUUUCUUUUAAACC
Messenger RNA from Dermochelys coriacea (leatherback sea turtle), 3228 nucleotides. RefSeq names its product coiled-coil domain containing 110 (gene CCDC110). NCBI's taxonomy places the organism in Eukaryota, Metazoa, Chordata, Testudines, Dermochelyidae. The record is from RefSeq and is a predicted model, not a curated record.